UGAAUAUUUACCAUGGCAUAUCCCUUGAUUGUGAAAUUCUAGUAUUAGAUGAUGAUAAUAACGAUGAUGUUAGGAACAAAGUUCAGUCUUUUCUUGAAAAGUUUGCCUCCCACUUCAAUUCAUCCUCUUGUUUCUUUUUCUCCUUUACCCAUCUUUUCUAUCUCCUCCCAACAUCGAUUUUGUUCAUCAGAACGAAGAAAGCUAAGACUGCAAGUGAGAAAUUGUGUUCCUAGCAUUGAGCAACAGUUAAUUAUGGCGUUGGAGAGCAAGGAAGAAGAUUCAUGUGAAGUGAAUAGGAAUCUGUAUCCUCCAAUUGAGCCUUAUAGUUCUGGGUUCUUGAAGGUUUCAGAUAUUCACACCCUUUAUUGGGAGCAAUCUGGGAAUCCAAAUGGGCAUCCAGUUGUCUUUCUUCAUGGUGGUCCAGGUGGUGGAACUUCUCCAAGUAAUAGAAAGUUUUUUGAUCCUGAGUUUUACAGAAUUAUCCUCUUUGAUCAGAGAGGUGCUGGCAAGAGCACACCUCAUGCUUGUUUGGAGGAAAAUACAACAUGGGAUCUCAUAGCAGACAUAGAAAAGCUUCGAGAGCACUUGGAAGUUCCUGAAUGGCAGGUUGGUUUACUUAUUUGGUUGAAAUUCGCUAUUUCUUGGUCUAACUAUGUAUGGUUGUAUUUUUCCCUUGUGCAGGUCUUUGGUGGCUCAUGGGGAAGUACUCUGGCUCUUGCAUACAGUCAGGCUCAUCCCGACAAGGUCACUGGCCUGGUCCUUAGAGGGAUCUUUCUCUUACGCAAAAAAGAGAUUGAUUGGUUCUAUGAAGGGGGUGCUGCUACUAUAUUUCCUGAUGCUUGGGAACAAUUCAGAGAUCUUAUUCCUGAAAGUGAAAGGGGAUGUUUUGUCGAUGCUUACCACAAGAGGUUAAAUUCAGAUGAUAAGGAAACACAGCUGGCUGCUGCAAAAGCAUGGACCACAUUGGAGAUGAUGACAGCCCAUCUUAUUCCUAAUGAAGAUAACAUCAAGCGAGGGGAUGAUGAUGAAUUUUCACUGAUAAGUUUGUGAUGGUCGUACCUAAAAGCUCUGUGUAUUAGCUUUUUUUUGUUGGCAUAUAAACUUAUUCUAGCUUUCCUUUUUGUACAUUUGGGGUUGAGGAAGGCGUCUGCUACUGAUGUCUGUAUUCCUCAAGGAAAAUUUGUGAAUAUAUAUAUACUUUGGGCUUUGGAAAGUGACUGUUUUGCAUUGUGUGGUAUAGCUAUUUUAAUUGGUUUUCUUUUUCAGGCAUUUGCUUGUGUGGAAAAUCAUUAUUUUAAGAAUAAAGGUUUCUUUCCUUCUGAUUCAUUCCUGCUUGAUAACAUUGACAAAAUAAGGCACAUUAAGUGUACUAUUGUGCAGGGUAGAUAUGACAUCGUUUGUCCAAUGAUGUCAGCUUGGGAUCUCCACAAAGCUUGGCCAGAAGCUGACUUCAAGGUGGUCCUUAAUGCGGGUCACUCAGCCAAUGAACCAGGAAUUUCUGCUGAACUUGUUGCUGCAAAUGAGAGGCUUGAAAGGAAUUUUCAAGGCAAAUAGUGUAAUCAUGAUUCAUGACUAUGCAAGUAAUAAACUUACUAGAGUUCUAGGAUUUUUGCGCAACGCUUUCAAUGAUAUGAGGAUAACGUGCAUGUUUUGAUGUUGUGCAAGAUAUAUAUCAUUCACAUCUCAAUAGUUGAGACAUGUGGUAAUUUUAUUAA
This is a messenger RNA of Chenopodium quinoa (quinoa), 1715 nucleotides long. Its product is annotated as proline iminopeptidase-like. The transcript is spliced from 9 exons. The coding region runs from base 49 to 1050 and encodes 333 amino acids. The record is from RefSeq and is a predicted model, not a curated record. Gene Ontology annotation, molecular function: aminopeptidase activity. NCBI's taxonomy places the organism in Eukaryota, Viridiplantae, Streptophyta, Magnoliopsida, Caryophyllales, Amaranthaceae. Gene Ontology annotation, cellular component: cytoplasm. Gene Ontology annotation, biological process: proteolysis.